AUGGAGCCACCCACCGCCACCGGCGCCGAGCAGGGCGCAUCGCCACCCGCGAACCUCCUGCACGUCCAAUUCAAGAACCCCGAAUACCUCUCCUACCUCUCCUCUCUCCACCUCCAGGCCCUCCGCACCACCACGGCAUCGUCGGCCGCGGGCGGCACGGUCGCCUUCGAUCCGCAGCACCCGCUCACCGAGUACAACGUGCUCGACUACUUUGCCACAUCGCCCUUCUUCGACCGCCGCUCCAACAACGAGCAGAUCCGCAUGCAGAACAUCGCAAACGGCCUCAACCCCAACUCGGCCAUGUCGGCGCACCAGCUCCACGAAGAGCUGCGCCGCUUCACGGGUCUCGAGUUUGUCCUCGUACACGCCAAGCCGGGUGCAGGCGCAGGCGGCGUGUUUGUCAUACAGAGACGCUGGAGGAGCGGGCCGGAUCAGGUCACACCGCUGGCGGCCUACUAUGUCAUCAACGAGAGCAUCUACCAGGCGCCCGAUCUCUAUGGCAUCCUCGCAUCACGGCUGCAAUGCUCCGUCUACGAUCUGCGCGCCAGCCUGACAAAGCAGCGCCACAGCAGGGCCACAUUCAACCCGAGGCGCGGCCACCACGGUCGCUUCAUCCAGCAGCCUCAGCAGGAAGAUGAAGACGAGGCGGAGGACGACGACGAGCGCGAGCACGACGCUGAUAAGCCAGUCGAUGGCCAGCACGACGACAACGACGACAACGAUAACGGCGACGACGACGAUGUCCAGGGCAAGGCAUCACCGUCCAUCGGCAUCGAUGGGCAGCCGCAAAAGCGACUCAGAGCGACCUGA
Molecule: messenger RNA, 810 nt
Organism: Pseudozyma flocculosa PF-1
Lineage: Eukaryota; Fungi; Basidiomycota; Ustilaginomycetes; Ustilaginales; Ustilaginaceae
Exons: 3
Coding region: 1-810 (269 amino acids)
Biological process (GO): regulation of transcription by RNA polymerase II
Cellular component (GO): core mediator complex; mediator complex
Molecular function (GO): transcription coactivator activity
Source: RefSeq, a predicted model, not a curated record